Messenger RNA from Triticum dicoccoides, 1588 nucleotides. RefSeq lists its product as uncharacterized. The record is from RefSeq and is a predicted model, not a curated record. NCBI's taxonomy places the organism in Eukaryota, Viridiplantae, Streptophyta, Magnoliopsida, Poales, Poaceae. The coding region runs from base 1 to 1500 and encodes 499 amino acids. The transcript is spliced from 3 exons.
AUGCACGCGGUAGGACGUACACGAUGGGAGGUGGAGGAGGAUCUCCCGGAGGAGAUCGUCGUCAUCGGGAAGGCGGGUCAUUGCGGACCCCUCCUCGGUGACCUGGAUUUGGGGGCGAAGUAUCGUGCGGCAUUGGCUGGUCAGUCCAGCGACCUGUUAACUAAUGUGGAUCUGGGGUUUACAGCGUGUUUGGUGGGGGUGGUUGGAGACAAGGAAUGGGAGUUUAAGUCUAUACCCCAGCAAGAGCCCAACGCCAUGUCUUUUUCCUGUGAACGGAAAGAAGGCAAAGAAAAAAAAAACACUCCAGUCUUCGAUCCCCAAUUCACCACAUGGAUCAGAGCGAGGGCGCCGAAAUGGCACGCCGCGGCGGCAGCUCGCCGGCGGCGCCGGGCUCCCCGCUGGAAUACGAAGAUCUCCUCCGUGAGACCCUCCUCCUCCUCCCGCCGCUGCCGUCCUCCCUCCUCCACGCCUCCGCCGUCUGCAAGCACUGACUGGGCCUCGUCACCGACCCCAAGUUCCUCAUCCGCUUCCGCGCCCACCACCGGGCGUCUUCGAGCACAGCGGCGACAGAAUGGUGUUCAGGUCCAUCCUAGAUCCUCCCGACCGCAUCCCUCCUGCGCGCUUCAACCUGCAACGUCAAACCGGCGGCUGCUCGAGCACCUACAUGCUCGCGCCCUCCUCGUGGACCAGGUGCGGAAUCAGCUCAUUGUGUGCGACUCGGUCACCGGUGGCCAGCACCGCGUGGCCCUUCCGCCGGCUUUCGGCGAAGACGAGUUCAGCGGGGCGGUCCUCUGCGCUGCCACCGACCAUGACCAUGUGCACGGCAGCUGCAGCUCGAGCCCCUUUAAGGUGGUCCUAGUGUCCCUACGCAGAGAGGAUAACAGAACCAUGGCCUGUGUUUACUCCUCGGAGAUUGGCGCAUGGGGCAACCUCACCUCGACACCGGCUGCCGUUUGGGAUGAUGGUUCUUAUGGGAUCCUUGUUGGCAAUGCACUUUACUUUUUGCUUUAUGAUAUCAGCGAUGGCAUACUUGAGAUUGAUUUGGGUGAGGAGAGCCUAGCUGUGAUCAGAGGGCCUCCCGUGAUGAAUGAUUUCUGCCAUGGCAGCCCUCAUAUCAUCCAAGGUGAGGAUGGUGCUCUUGGCCUGGCCAUAUUGUAUUGCUCUCGCAUCCAAAUGUGGCAGAGGAGCUCCAAUUGUCAUGGUGUUGCUACAUGGGUCCUGUGGAAGACUGUUGAAAUGCAUAAUGUUCUUGGGCUCCCUCCUCAGAUUGAGUCUAGGAGAAGGCGGACGGAAAUUAUAGUGGGCUAUGCUGAAGAUGACAAUGUACUAUUUAUAGAUGUGGAUGCCAAUGUCUACAUGGUUUACCUCAAGUCAAUGCAAUCCAAGAGACUUUAUGAAGCCUGGCCUAUCUCUUCCUGCCAUCCUUUCACGAGUUUCUACACACCAGGCACAACCGCUCCUGGUGGUUCUGAUGAAGGUGAAAUGUUGCACAAUACAUAAGAUGGCUGUGUAGUUUGAUGUGCUAACGUGCUGAAAAAUGGUGCAAAAGGUAAGAAGAUCUUUUGAAUAUAGCUUGGGAGAUUUGGAA